This is a messenger RNA of Cuscuta europaea, 721 nucleotides long. NCBI's taxonomy places the organism in Eukaryota, Viridiplantae, Streptophyta, Magnoliopsida, Solanales, Convolvulaceae. The record is from the annotation of a GenBank genome assembly.
CCUUAAUUAUGAUUAUAUUUUCCAAGAUAGAAUUUUCCGGCCUAUAUAUAAAGCCAGUAACCACUUAGCUAUGUACUCCAUUCCGGAAAAUUCACAUACAUCGAUCUUUGAAAGCAAGAUAUAUAUACUCGCUCAAAUAUUCUCUCGUUCUUAAAUAGUUGCAACAUUGUGAUUUGUGCAAGAUGGGAAUCAUCAGACUAGUGGGGAUGGCCGAAGCAAAGAAGAAGCUCGGAAGAACGUUGUCUCCGAGGGGGAGGAAGAACAAUGAGAGUAGCGACGAAGCGGUUGUUCCGAAGGGGCACUUCGCCGUGUACGUCGGAGAAGCACGGCGGCGGUUCGUCGUCCCGAUCGAAUAUUUGGCGCACGCGCUGUUCCAGGAUCUGUUGAGUUGGGCGGAACAAGAGUUUGGGUAUGAGCAUCCCACCGGCGGGCUGACAAUCCCAUGUAGUGAGGAUUACUUCUUAAGCCUCACUUCUCUUCUUAGCUCCCAGCAAUCGUAGUGGAAUUUAUGGGAUACUCACUCACUAGGUAUAGUAGUUUAGACCGACACGUUUAUAGUAGGAAUUCGUAUUUAAGUCUUGACCACAUUUGUUUACCGCAAUGGUAAAAUAUACGGAGUAGUAUAUCAGUUGGAUAUUGUAAACGUGUUAUGUACGAUUAUACGUACGUAUGCCAUUUAUCAAGCUUGAUGAAUUAAACAGUACGUACGGGUUCCUCAUUC